AUGCGGCAAAAAGUGAUCUCAUUGAACGCAGUAUCAAAUUUGUUGCUGCAAUGCAACUCAAACUACUCGAAAAGUACCGCAACGGCCACAAAAACAGCUCUGGCCGUUCGAAGACAUUUAAAACCGCCUUAUUAUAGACGAACCAUACCCGCAUAUCCAGCAACUCAUAAACUGAAGGAGGAAUUCCCGAAUGCAGGCGAUUUGGACGGCUCAGGGCCAAGGCUCUAUGACUAUGAGCAAAUGGGUGAUAUUGUCAGAUCGCUGCCGAAGAUUUCAGAUAAAAUUGAUUUCGUGAAUCCGUAUGAACGACCGUGGACGAGAUUCGAAAAAACAUGGCAUAGGCCAUGGCAUCCGUUCCUAAUGUCGCCCCGUAAAGCGUGGAAUGUACCAUCGGUGCCGCGUUACUUUGAUUCAUUAAACUUCUACAAAUAUAUCACAAAAACUCGUCUCGUCGAUGGUUUGAAUCAAUGGUACGAAGGUAUUGUUCCACCAACCACUUCUUUCCAGAUGCGUUUGAUAGAAUCGUUGAUUGCAAAUUUGGAAUCGAAUCAAACGGACAUCGAUGAGAGUGAACGUGUCACCAUUCUGUUGCAAGCUGUUUUUGAUGCAGCCUUGUUAACAUUGGCACAGAACGUACAUCGUUUGCAGAACUGUCGAAUCUCAGCAACACCACGCUGCGAAUCAUUCUGGGUUCGUGCGGGAUUUAUGCAAAUCAGAAAGCUUGGCGAGUUGGCGUUUGUUCUGAGGGAUCAACUUGCUGCUCAUAUUCGUACGAAGCAACCACUGCGACCGUUAUUCAAAUUCUCAAACGAAGACGAAUUGAACGCUGAAGUGUUUGAUGAAACGGUUGAUGUGAAACAAGAUGUGAUCUAUUCACCGAAAGUAUUCAAUAUGUGGCCCGAUGAGAAACCGCUUUGGCAAUGUGCUGGCUUCGAACCUGAUUCGGGCGAUGAAUAUAAGUCGGGUUUGUUGGCCAUAAAAGAUGUGAGUUCGUUGAAUGAUUUGCUGGCGUAUUGGAAGGUUGAACCGGGAGAAGAGCGAUCGAUCGUUCAGCGAGAAUCGCUGACUGCCACAGCGAUUGUGUCACUCUUCUCGUGGCUCAAUGCUCAAGCACAUUCUUUGGGUUUCACUCAAUAUAACGACAUUGAAUGGCCAUUGGUAUCGCAGAUGAUCCUGUCGGAUGGACGUGAUUUCUUUUUUGCUAUUGCCCAACUGAACACGAUCGCAAUCAAUAUCGAUGUUAAAGGUUUCGUCAACAAUCGCAGUAAUGUGUGUUACGUGGAAGGACCGUUGCGUUUAUACGACCGUUUCGAUAGUCGUCGAGGAAAUUUCUAUUACUUGUUGGCCGACGGAACUGAAGUUGAGGGCUUAAAUCCACAAGUGAUGACUCGUAUCUUGCAAAUGUUCAUCAAAGAAUGA
Anisakis simplex (herring worm) is the source of this 1419-nucleotide messenger RNA. The record is from the annotation of a GenBank genome assembly. NCBI's taxonomy places the organism in Eukaryota, Metazoa, Nematoda, Chromadorea, Rhabditida, Anisakidae.